Messenger RNA from Anthostomella pinea, 1590 nucleotides. The record is from the annotation of a GenBank genome assembly. NCBI's taxonomy places the organism in Eukaryota, Fungi, Ascomycota, Sordariomycetes, Xylariales, Xylariaceae.
AUGGCUUCGCUGCGCCUACCAGUGCCCUCGACCAGGCUGCUCCGGUUCUUGCGACGUCAGUCCGAAAGCUUGAGUUUCUUCAGCCCAAGCCACGAUGCUGCCGCAGGUCUAGCACAGUCUACGCGUAGAGCUCUCUGCGCAGCCAAGAGACAGACGCGACAGUCGUCGCAGCACGAAGACACGUCGUUGCAAGCGGGAAUUCUGGACCCAAGUUCCCUCCUGCGAACACGGUGCCCGCGAGACCUCCGCCCGGCCGCUUUACCAUACUCGACAGCAAGGCUUGGGAUUCGGUUCAACUCUUCGAACAGGCCGCAGGCACCAUGUAAACCAACAUGGAUGGAAAGGCUUGCAGGAAUUGGAACAAGGAAAGGCGCGAAACCCCUUGAACCGGACGAUCUCCCGGAAGACGACGGGGAGGGCGAGAACAACUCCAUGUUCAGCACCCGGCGCCAGCUCAGUCAAAAGGCUGCGCUAGAGCCAAGGCUUCGGUGUACUGAAGUUGACGAGAGUGGUAAUGCCAUAUUGGUCGAUGGCGAGUUCAAGAAGAGCGAGCUAAUCGCGAGGUUUGGUCUGUUGCCUCGCGAUCUGCGCAAAAUCGACUCUUCGAAUCUGCCACAUAUUCUCGUCCGACCGACCGCGAUCUUGCUCAACCUCCUGCAUCUGAAGGUUCUGAUAAAGCACAACCGAGUGCUGCUAUUUGAUAUCUAUGGCACGAAAGCGUCCUACCCCCAGUCUGCGUUCAUGUACGACCUACAGGGAAAGCUACAACAGAAGACGGCGCCAAGCAACGGGGGCUUGCCAUACGAGUUCCGCGCCAUCGAAGCCGUGCUUCAGUCCGUGACCCAGGAGCUAGAAGCAGACUUCGAAGCCGUCCGCGACCCCGUGAUUCGUAUUCUGAGCGAGCUUGAAGACGACGUCGACCGACACAAACUGCGCAUCCUCCUCAUCCUUUCCAAGCGAGUCAGCACCUUCGAGCAGAAGGCAAAACUCGUACGCGAUGCCAUUGAGGAGCUUCUUGAGGCUGACGAUGAUCUGGCGUCCAUGUACCUGACCGAGAAGACGCACGACAUCCACCGCCAACUGGACGAUCACACUGAAGUCGAGAUGUUGUUGGAGUCGUACCAUAAGCUUUGCGACGAAAUCGUCCAGGAAGCACAGAACUUGGUGUCAUCCAUCAGGAACACCGAGGAAAUUAUCCGGGCGAUUCUAGAUGCCAACCGUAACUCUCUCAUGUUACUGGAACUCAAAUUCAGCGUGGGCACUUUAGGCCUGGCCAUGGGUACUUUCAUUGCUGGUCUCUAUGGAAUGAAUCUGGAGAACUUCAUCGAGGACACCAACUGGGGUUUUGGUACCGUCACCGCUCUGUCGAUUUUAUUCUCGCUCGUCGUUUGCAGAUACGGCAUGCUGAGGCUCCGGAAGGUACAGCGCGUCAAGAUGCAAGGCGAUGAGCGCAGAGGUGUGGAGAGGGACUACCAUUGGUUCCAUGACGAUGGUCAUGCGGGACUUUUGGAUCCCCGGAACCGCGAGAAGCUGAGACGUCUGAAUAUGAAGAAGGCAGACAACCUCAAGAACAAGAAGAAGUGGUGGUGA